Molecule: messenger RNA, 4289 nt
Organism: Monopterus albus (swamp eel)
Lineage: Eukaryota; Metazoa; Chordata; Actinopteri; Synbranchiformes; Synbranchidae
Gene: hpca
Product: hippocalcin
Exons: 5
Coding region: 671-1252 (193 amino acids)
Molecular function (GO): calcium ion binding
Source: RefSeq, a predicted model, not a curated record
GCACUCUGUAUUGAGACACACGCAUCUAACUGUUUCAGCGGAGAGAGAGGGGAGACGCGAGCAAGGCGGGAGGAGUGCUGUGCGCAACGUCGGUGCCAAUAGGCGCAGCGCUAUCUAAUUAAACCCCUGCCACGUAAUCCCAACGACACAAUUCCCCUGUUUAAAUCCACUCCACCGGCGGACACCACUUAAACACACUGUCCUCCGCUGUUAUCCCGUCCCGUUCCGGCUCCUGGAGGAGAGGAAACGCCAGCAGCAGCAGGACCAUCUCCGCACCGCGGCGCCGUCACUGCUGCCUCUUGCUUGCACUCUAACAUGGUUUACAGGGCUCGGCUGCUGUAGCCAACGGGCGCUUAUUCAGUCAACCGGUGCACAGAUGUGUGUGAUUGUGCAAUAGGAAUAGCAGCAGUAGGAUCCAGGCUGAAAUUUCGAACAGUCCAGCAACACGGUUCAUCAGGAGGUCCGGAGGAAGGCGUCCAGACUGAGCCGAGCAUCCCUGCAUCUCUAAUCGGCUGUCCUGCACAACGGCCCCGCCGAACCAGAGCAGGGAUACUCUCAUCCCCAGCUGCACCAACACCACCCCGGUUUAAAAGGGUGUGAAAAGUGGCCUGGAUAGUGCUGUAGUCACUGUUGUUGUUGUCAAGGAAACCAAGAGUCCUGUCCCGUUGCCAUGGGGAAACAGAACAGCAAGCUGCGGCCAGAGAUGCUGCAGGACCUCCGAGAGAAUACCGAGUUCUCCGACCAUGAACUGCAGGAGUGGUACAAGGGUUUCUUGAAGGAUUGCCCCAGUGGAACCCUGAAUGUGGAGGAAUUCAAGAAGAUAUAUGCUAAUUUCUUCCCCUAUGGUGAUGCCUCCAAGUUUGCUGAACACGUCUUCCGAACUUUUGACACGAAUGGCGAUGGGACGAUAGACUUCCGGGAGUUCAUCAUUGCCUUGAGUGUGACAUCACGAGGAAAGCUCGAACAGAAGCUGAAAUGGGCCUUCAGCAUGUAUGACCUGGAUGGAAACGGGUACAUCAGCCGUGAGGAGAUGCUUGAGAUUGUACAGGCCAUCUACAAGAUGGUGUCAUCUGUGAUGAAGAUGCCAGAGGAUGAAUCAACGCCAGAGAAGAGGACAGAUAAGAUCUUCAGGCAAAUGGACCUCAAUAAUGAUGGAAAACUGUCCCUUGAGGAGUUUAUCAAAGGUGCCAAAAGCGACCCUUCCAUCGUCCGGCUACUCCAGUGUGACCCCAGUUCGGCCUCCCAGUUUUGAACACCUGACCCUUUGUUCCUCAGCCUCUCUGUUGCUAUUGAACCAGUCACUCAAAUCAAUGCAUGAUGGUUCUAAUCUCUCUUAUCAUCUUUUCUGUUGUUGUUGUUGUUGUUGUUGUGUGCAAGGAUGGAGGAGGAAUUUAAGAGGAGAAUAAGAAAAGGCAUCAUGAUUACUUUACUUUCAUGUUACUAUCUGGGAAAAAUGGAGGGACGUAAAAUCAUUUAAUGAUGAAUUGACAGGAGGGUCUGCUAAUGUUUCCCAAUACCUCUCCCUCUGGAACACUGGAUUUCCAGGGAGCCUGUGACAAUGUUUUUUGCAGGAUGGGGAUUGCUUGGUUUCCCCUCCAACACUUGUAAAUCAUGUAUAUGCUAUAGGUCUGUGUAUAUCAUGAGGUGACGUCUUCAUAUAUGGUGCACACUCUCUGGCACUGAAAGGCAGUAUUAUGUAGCGUAGCUUCCUGGUCUGAUCUGAAUGAGUGGUCGGGCAGUGGAAGUAGGUGGGGUUUUACUGUUAUAUGAUCUGGCCCUGAAAAAAAGAAGGUCUAUGAUCCCAUCAGAUUUUAUUAGUUUUAGGGUUUUUUUUAUUUGUAUGUACUUUUCCUCAUUUGUUUUAUUUAUUCAUUUUUAUUCUAAUUAUCGUGCUUUUACUUUGCUAUGUAGAUGACCAUGUUCCAGUUUACACUGACAGAGAGAGCGAGAGAGAGAGGAAAUGUGGUAAGAUUGAUCUUUGGGAUUUGUUGAUUGAAAGUGUAUGAGUAUAAAAUUCUAAUGAAAUAAGGAGAUCCCAUAAUGCAUUUGGUCAAUGAUAUCAGUAGCACAUAUCAUUUGAUUCUUCAUGUGUUUUUAAAGUAUGGCUGUGCAUUCUGAAUGUGUGUGCGUGCAUGUGAAUAUGUAUGCUUACAGCUAACUUUUACAGUAUUACCAUGUUGUGUUGUUUCUUAAUUUGUAAGUAUUUUAAACUUCUUCAUCAACAAACAGUAACCUUAAAAUAGUUGUAAUCUGUCACUAUUCUGCAUGUUCUUACGAACCAGACAAAAUCCACAAAAACAGUUAACGCACAGCAGUGUGUUUUUGUAGCUCUGCAGCCUCCUCAGCACCAUUUAUAGCAGAAAAGAUUAACUCCUUGUCUUGCUGUGGGACACGCCCUGACCCCGGUCUCUUUUCCUCUGACAGACAGAGAACUCACUAAGGGCUUGUUCAUCACUCUCUCCAGCUGAAUGCUUUUAUAACCUCCUGGAUUAGUCUGCUUACAGAGCAGUUAGAUGAAGGGACAUGUUUCAUGAGGCUGCAGCAAGUUCACAUACUUGUUCAGAUUUAGAUUUUUAGGGUUUCCAGACAGUAAUCUGACAGAAAUUAGUGGUUGUGUUUACAUUAGUGCUGCUAGUACUACACUGUUAGUAGUAGCACCAAGGCACAGCAUCAGGUUUGUUACCUAAAUCAUAUUAAACAUAAGACAAUAAACUACGAUGUUUGUGUGUGCUAGUAGAGUUGUAAAACACUUAACAAUAAAAGCCUCUCAAAUACUGUGCAUGUGUAAAAACAGCCACUGGUUGCAGCAGUGGCUCCACUACUCACAUGUCUCGCACUUAAGACUCCCAUUGGCAGUUCACUAUUGCCAUCUUGUGUUUUCAAGGUUAGACACACACAAAUUCAGUCUGUGAAGUAGCAAACCAUUGUGCAAACUGAAAAGAAAAACCAUUUAAAGUAAAAGAAACACGGCAUACUGCAAAUACUCUUAGGCCUUUUUUAAUGAAGUACUACUUGAAAGCCUUUUAGAGAAGCAGCUUUUUGUUGAUGUUUAAUCACCAUAUUAUUUCUUUCCACGAUGCACAUUAAAGUCAGGCCAGUUAAGUACAGACCAUUCCAACAGCACUGGUGGAUACUUUUAUCUUAAACUAUAUUAUUGCUUUACUGGCACUUCUUUAUUUUUAUAGGAUGAUGCCAAUAUUUGUAUUUAGCAGUAGAAUAUAAUUAAGUACUAUUUAUACUAAUACUAGACUUAUAUUAAUACCUUGUUAAGGUUGUUUACCUAUUUUCAUUUUUGCAACUGUAUCAUACUUUAUUACAUUACAGAGACAAAUACUGUAUUCUACUUUUACUGCACUGUGCUUAUUUGACAGCUACUAUUAUUAUUUUAAAUAAUAGUUUUACGUACAGUAUAUGUAAACACAAACGCUAUUACUUUAAAAUCUCUGACAUUAUAGUUUAAACUAUCUACAAGUACAGGAAGUAGUAUAGUGUGGUAUUUCUGCUUUUGCAUACAGUAAGUACAUGGACAGAAUACUUCUUUUUUCAGCUGUCAUUUAACAAAACUGAUACUCUGAAUCCCUAAAUUGAUUAUGUCUGCACCCUCACAAUCACCAAAGGGCAAGGAUUCCAUAUUUAUGUCAUGAUUUUAUCCUUAUGAUUUUCAAAAAUUCCUUUUUCAAUGGGGCACUGCAGUGCUCAGUUAAAAUCCAGACUAAUUGUUUCAGUUGAGGUUCACUUUACACACUGCAGAAGAUGAAGGCUAAACUCAGACACUUCCAUCACACUUGGAUGAUUUCUCUGUCUGCCAUGUGAGAUAAAAAUAACUUUUGUUAUUUGGUAAUUAGCCUAAUUGUGAUGAAUUCAUCGUGUUACUCAGUAGCUGACUCACAAAAUGAAUUUAAGUGUGUGAUGGUGGCAGAGUGAACUACCAGCGAGAGCCUGCGAGCUGUACUGGUGCAGCUGCAUCCACGUGACAUUAGGAAUUAUCUAAGAUUAGUUUUCUCCAAACACUUGUACAGGAGCUUUCUAGCCAGUCAUGCUUCUGCUUUGGGGAUCCUAGUGUCACUGCCUUCUGCUGGUAGGAUAAAGAAUAACCGUUGCUACCCUGAUCUACUACAGUUAAGCCUGUUUCUGUUCACUGCCUCUGAUGAACUGGUACCUUGUGUUAAAUAAAUACAGCCCCGACUUCUUUCCUUCCUACUUUUCUGUUGCAUGAAAACCUCAUGUGAGGAUGUCAUGUUUGUUCCCUUGGACCUGAAAUCAAAAUAUACCUAUGUGUUUCAAAGCUG